AUGGCUCGCAAUAGCAUUGAACUGGAGACCCUUUUGGUUGAUCCGCGACAUGACCCAGAAGACCUUAAUAAUAAUGAUAAUAAUAAUGAUGAUAUCCUUACAUCACAUCCACCUCUAAACUUAACUCGACCACCCUUACACAAGUUUCUUGCUGUAUGCUGUGGCUUUGUGGUUUUCGGUAUGGCUGAUGCGUCACUAGGACCACUGAUAGUGCCUCUUGAGCACCACUAUUCAGCCUCACACUCUCGCGUAGCUUUAGCAUUUCUAUUUGCAUUUGCUGGGUACCUGAUAUCUGCUCUUUGCAGUGAUGCAAUGCACCGGAGGGUAGGUCGGCGUGGGGCUUCUGUGAUUGGUGUGGCAUGUCAGUUUAUUUGUUUUUCCGGGGCUUCAUGUGCACCGCCAUCACUAUGGUGGUUAAUUUUAUGUUAUGCUAUUACUGGGAUAGGCAAUGGAUUAUUAGAAGCAUCUUGGAACACGUGGGCUGGAGGGUUUGGGAAUGCAAAUGAAGUUUUAGGGUGGUUACAUGCAUCUUAUGGAUUUGGAGGGAUUCUUUCGCCUACUAUUGAGACGUGGAUGAUGGGCCAUGGGUUUCAAUGGAAUGAGCCGUAUUAUGUGUUGACAGCUGCUGCGUUUAGUUCUCUGGUUAAUGUUGCUAUUGCAUUUCGUGAUGAGACUAGUCAGGAAUAUGUCAGGUUUAUUCAAGAGGAGGAGAAAGAAGAUAAGAUUGAUGAGAUUGAUGAGAUUGAUGAGAUUGAUGAAAUUGAUGAAAUUGAAUCUGAGAUCAGACCAAUAGUACAGAGAAAUGCACUUGUUAGGUCUUUACAAAGUGGGCUUGUGUGGCUUGCUGCAGCUGUAUUGUUUGCAUAUGUAGGAGCAGAGGUUUCACUUGGUGGAUGGGUGACGUUAUAUUUCAUUGAGAAUCGUGGAGGUGGAGGUGGUGGUGGUGGUGGUGGUGGAGAUUCUUCUUCUUCUACUACUGGUUCCAUGGGGUAUGUUGCUACUGGAUUUUGGGCUGGAAUGACAGUUGGGCGAGUUUUAUUAGGGUAUGCCAAUCAUCAUUUUUUCCUUGGAUUUGAGUCUAUUGCUCAGACUAUAUAUUUGAUAUUUUCACUUUUAUUUCUUAUACUUUUCACGGUGGUUAGCAAGCCUCUUUUAUUAUCAGCUAUAUUUGUGGCAUUGGCUGGUGUAGCCAUGGGACCUUUAUAUCCAACAGCUGUUGUGGUAUUAAUGAAUAAAAUGCCUAGAGCAUUACAUGUUGCAGGAUUGGGAGUUUCUACUGCAUUUGGAGGAGUUGGAGCUGCAAUUGUUCCGUAUACUACGGGUGGGCUUGCUACAGCGGUCGGGUCGUGGGUGGUAGGACCGGUUGUUAUUAUGUUGAUGGUUGGAAUGCUUUUACUAUGGCUAGUUAUUUUAGUAAGAUACUGA
Messenger RNA from Magnusiomyces paraingens, 1425 nucleotides. RefSeq lists its product as uncharacterized. Lineage: Eukaryota; Fungi; Ascomycota; Dipodascomycetes; Dipodascales; Dipodascaceae. Gene Ontology annotation, molecular function: transmembrane transporter activity. Bases 1 to 1425 code for a protein of 474 amino acids. The record is from RefSeq and is a predicted model, not a curated record. Gene Ontology annotation, cellular component: membrane. The transcript has a single exon. Gene Ontology annotation, biological process: transmembrane transport.